Molecule: messenger RNA, 3483 nt
Organism: Malassezia restricta
Lineage: Eukaryota; Fungi; Basidiomycota; Malasseziomycetes; Malasseziales; Malasseziaceae
Product: sterol-sensing domain of SREBP cleavage-activation protein
Exons: 1
Coding region: 1-3483 (1160 amino acids)
Biological process (GO): SREBP signaling pathway
Cellular component (GO): endoplasmic reticulum membrane; Golgi membrane
Molecular function (GO): protein binding; sterol binding
Source: RefSeq, a predicted model, not a curated record
AUGUUUCGGCGAGCGAAACCCGGUCGGAGGCGCGCAUCGUUGCAGCUGAAUGAGUGGACAUUGCGCGAUGGGCGUGCGGACCGAGGCCGUGAGUCUUCUAACCUGCGUGCUUCUUGGCACGCGAGCCUGUGGCGCCCGUGGCGUCGGAAGCUGACCAGGGCCUAUGGUCGUGCUGGAGUGGCAUUUUCAGAGUGGUUUGCAUGGCAUGGAAACUGGAUCUCGCAUCAUCAGCGACGCACGGUGUUGCUAUGCAACUUGGUCAUUGCAUCCCUGUUUUAUCCGGCUGUCGUGCUGUAUCUUUUGACCACGUCCGAAGAUCCCGCGUCGACAUUGCACGCGCCUGUGUGUGUCAUGCGCGAUCACAUAUACGCAGGAGAUCAACCUGCGUGCGUUACAGGGGCACAGUCACCUACCAAUAUCUGGGAUGUAGUGAAGGGCUCGCUGCAGGAUCUGACGGGCUAUGUUCGUUCUCAGGCAUUGUCUGAUCACUACCCCGUCCAUGAUCUACGUCUUGUAUGGGACGAGACGCCGACGCUUGAAGUUGUGAACAAAAAUGGGCAUGAAGCACCCGUCAUCCACGUUGCACAGGUGCUCAUGUCGUCCGACAAAAUUCGACAAGGCGCUGGCUCGCCGUAUGGCGUCCUAAGUCCGUCGUUUUUGAUGACAGCGCUAGCCCUAGAAAAAGAACUCGACGCUAAGUUGCUCUCGGAUGCGCCCAACAAGCCGUCGUGCGUGCGCCGGAACGAGACGGACACGUGUCUUGUACUGUCGCCCCUCGAGUAUUGGCACAGAAACGCGGCGGCUAUCAAGGCGGAUCCGCAUCCGGCCAAGUCGUAUACGGGCAGUCCGAUCCGGGCUAUUGUGACACCGCCGGUGGCGCCUGCGGCGGCACACAGUCCACUGCCGCUGCUGUACUCGACAACGUUGGCUGGGCGGUGGCCGUUUCUCCCGCUCUUUUCGCGAGCUGAGUACCUUGUGCUGACUUACUUUCUACACGACAGCCACAUGGACGCAUGGCCUGGUAUGGUACGUGAGGCGAUGGAGCGUGUGGCGCCUGCGACCGUAUCGAUGCCGCGCGAUAUCGCAGCGGGCACCACGACGCUGGAGUUCAAGCCGCAGUCGCUCACGGCGCGGCCUACGAUCAACUACAAGAUCGUGGUGGUUGGAUACCUUUUGCUACUGCUCUACAUUUUCCGUGGCCUUGUGCAAAUGCGCCGACUGCAUUCGCGGUUUGGUAUGGCCUUUACGGGAAGCGUGCAGCUGAUCAUUGACUUGAUCAUGAGUCUGAGUCUUUGUGCUCUGCUUGGUAUUCGACUCACCGCGGUGCCAUGGCCGAUCCUUCCCUUUAUUAUCGUUGUUGUCGGCAGCGAGACCAUGCUGUUUGUUAUCCAUGUGGUCACGAAUACACCUCUCUCUCUCACGGUCAACUCGCGCAUCGCAUAUGGCCUGUCGCAGGUCGCAGGGCCCAUCACCUUUUCUACGGCGACGGAUGUGCUUUUGUUGGGCGUCAUUGGCUACGUCGUGCGCAACGAGGCUGUCACGCAGUUUGUCCUCUUUACGAUGUGCGCACUUGUGGCGGAUUACUUCAUGCAAAUGACCUUUUUCAUCACGGUGCUGAGCAUUGAUAUCCAGCGUCUCGAGCUCGCUGAAGUAUUGAUGCAGGGCACGCGCGCGCCCGGCGCAGCUGCCACGCCGCAUGCCGACAUGCCGCGCCGGCUGCGUAUGGACCAUCCGCGCUCCGGCACGGCGCGUCUCGUGCACAUGCUGUACCGUCUGUGGUGCAUGCGGUCGCCGCGGCUCGUCCAUGCACUUGCUAUCGUGCUGGCUGCUGGCACGGCGCUGGUCAUGUAUGCUCCGCAGGUCGUGUCGUCUGAAGCGUGGCUCCGUGUACUAUACCAUCGCGCGCAUGUCCCUCCUGAUGCCGAGCUCGACCAGAGUCCCUAUGGCGCGUUCUGGCGUGCUCUGAAUCCGGACGGCGCUUUGUCUGUGCGAGUGGUGCUGGAGCCAUGGAUUCUCGCGACGACGACCACUGCGACGGGCGGACUUCCGGACGCGCCGGGGCCGUGGCUCGAGGGCCUGUUUUAUGACCGGCGCGGCACGACGAUCUUUUUGUUUUUCUUGUUUGUCGUUGGGCCCAUUGCUCUGACUAUGGUCGUGCUUUCUUUCAUUCUCCAUUACCUUUUGCAACACUCGGACAAGCUCGAGAGCUCGCACCAGGAUGGCGAGAAUAUCGAGCUGCGUCGCCUGCUCGACACACACACCUCUAUGCCCCCCGAUACCAUGUCGAUGCACCUGAGUGUGCACGCUGAUGAGCUGCAUACGGCCCCGAUUCUUGUGACAGCUGCGUCAGGUACGAUGUUUGUGAGUGCCGACACCCAUAACGCGUUGCGCCUGGACAACCAAGGGGCGUCGGUCCUGUGGCCCCUCGCGAUGCUGCGGACCAAGCACGAGGCCGUGGCUGAUGCCUCGCAUAUCGUGGCGCUGGCGGUAAAGGCUGGGUGUGUUGCCAUUGGGCAGUACUCCGGCCGGAUCUCGGUAUGGCACGUCGAUGCACCACAGCGCCUCGUGGACAUGACGUCGACGGCGCAAGCUCCGAUCCAGCACCUCGCAUUUCAUGCUGAUAUGCUCCUUUCCCUGCAUCGCGACGGGUCUGUGCGUGGCUGGCUUCCGGAUGGCGAAUCGCGUGUCCUCGUCGAGGCACCUGAGUCGGGCGGCUCGUGGACCUGCGCGACUGUGCGUGCCACGGAGUCGGGCCUGUUUCUAGGAGCUGCAUCCUCGCGUGGACAUCUGGCCGUGUACCGUAUCGCCGACGAUGCCUCGCUCGUGUGCUUGGUCGAGAAUGCGAGUCAUGUCCCGCUGCGGUGUGCAGCGCUACUGCCAUCCAGCACGACCGAGCAGCCGGCGCCUGAGCCGAUGGCCCAAAUGACGCCGCCACGCAAGCCCACCGCCUGGCAAAGAAGUUCAGCUGUGCCGUCCCACAUGCUCGUGGCCGGCGAUCAAGAUGGGGUGCUGCACGCAUGGCAGGUGUCUGAGUGCGUGUCGGACAUGGUUGUCGACGUGCCGCUCCGCGACGGUGCGAUCCGAGACGUACGUGCUGCGGAAGGCAUGCUUUGGGUGCAGACGACGAAUCGCGUGUGGCUCGUCGAGCCGUCGUUGCGCGUGCGCGACUCGAUCGCGAAUCCCCGCGGAUGUGUCGAUAUAACGCCGGACGGAUGGCUGCUGGGCCUGUGCCGUGCGUAUGCAUCCGAGGCGCGCUGGGAAAUCUGGCGCGCCCAGCUCCUCAACUCGGCCGUGGAGCGUAUCUCUGUUGACAUCGAGUCGCUGAUCCGUGCAGCCGUGCGUGACUCUGUAGAGCAGGGUCUGCAUCCGCCAUCACGCCUGCCGCUGCUGACGGCGCGUGUGGAUCGCAUGGUGCGACGCGGCAGCGAGUGGAUGAUCCCGUUUGGCAGCACCAUUCUUUCUCUCAAAGCAGAACACAUGUGA